AUGAGUUCUGUGAGAGAGAAGUUGGUCCAUUACAGACAGAGCAAAGCGAAGGAGAAGCCAUCAGAGCUACACAGAGGAGAGGAAGCUAUCAGCACACCAAUCACAAGUGUUCCAACACAUUCGGAAGAUCCUAUACAAGUCCACAAUGAAGUCAAUGUAUCCAGUGAAACAAGCACUUCUGAUUCAAAAACAGAUGGAAGUUUCCACCCCCUCGGUACUGCCCUCAAAAUAGGACUAUGGUUUCUACUGUGGGGGAUCAGUAUUGAGUGUGGCUUUGGUGUGGUGUACGUGAUCUUCUCAGGCCUGGUUCUGAUGGCCUACUCGCUGUAUGGUAGUCGGCGACCUAGACACGAACCUAGUGCAUACUCUGUGUUCAACAAGGGCUGUGAGAGCAUCGAUGGAACACUAACAGCUGAACAGUUUGAGAGAGAACUCAGAUAUGGGCCCACUAAUGUUAGAAAAUGA
Halichondria panicea is the source of this 465-nucleotide messenger RNA. Its product is annotated as SAYSvFN domain-containing protein 1-like. NCBI's taxonomy places the organism in Eukaryota, Metazoa, Porifera, Demospongiae, Suberitida, Halichondriidae. The transcript has a single exon. The record is from RefSeq and is a predicted model, not a curated record. Bases 1 to 465 code for a protein of 154 amino acids.